AUGUCACAGAAGACCAUUCAGCAGUUGGAUGAAGACAGCAAGGCAACAGGCGUCGUGUACAACCACUCAAAUGCAAAACUCUUCACCAGGAAGAGCAAAGUGAGGAAGCGAAGAAAAGAAGGAUUCCUGUCGGCGUUUCCAUGCAGAAAGAACGAACCUUCACCAUCUUUAACCACAAUGAAGCCCAAACGUAAACCUGUAUCAAAAAGCAUCACAUCCAACACAAAACAGAAGCUGCAGGUCUGUGUCCGGACUCACCUCCCCCAGGGACCUAAGACACUCUGUUUCCACCUAAAUCUGGAGACAACCAUCUCAUCCUUAAAAAGGUUGAUAUACAGAAAAAUCGGUGUCCAGCCUCAACGUCAACGCUUGAACAUCCGACGAAACGUUCAGCUGUGUGAGUUGCUUACACUUCGGGAAAAUGGUGUUGGGGAUGAUGAAAUCUCACUGUCAGUUGAUGAACUCACUGAAGAUGGACCAAAAGCAUUUUCUUAUUUCAACAGAAACUUGUCAAUUCCCAGACGAAGUGAAAAGGCCCCAGCCAGGGCAACAAGACGAAACCAAAGCAGAGAACUAAACAAGCAAAAAGGAGAAACAAUAUCCGAGGUGCAGACUCAGAUCGACGAACCAGCUCGUGGCAGCGAGGGACCUCGGGUUCCUCGUUACAGACAUGUCAAACAGAAGUUGCAGAUCUUCAUCCUGAAUCCCCUCCUUCGUGGACCAAGGACACUUUGUUUCCAUUUGGAACCGGAAACACCCAUCUCAUUCUUGAAGGAGUCCAUACACAGGAAGAUUGGUGUCCAUCCCAAACAUCAACGUCUGCUUAUUCGUAGGAAUGCCCGUAGCUUUCAGCUCCUUGACUUACUUACACUGAACGACUGCGGAGUUCAGCAGGACGAGAAUAUUUCAGUCUGUCUGCCAACUGAUGGCCUACUAGGAGGAGGACAGAAAGCCUAUCCGUCUCCCACGAUCGAACCAGCAACUGUUGCCAUUUUGUUCUGGUCAGUCUCACUGGCUGCGAUAGUAGUAUGGAUACUUUGGAGAAAACAAAGGAAAACGUCUACCCGUGAACUAAAUGACAAGGUUCCCCUAUCUACCACAACCGGAGAAGAUGAUGAAAAGGGCACAGGUAACGAGACAGAAAUGCAGCAAAACGAUUCUGAAGAAGACCCCUCAGUAUCGACGGUUUCCGAUGGCGAUCCAGUCGAUGAUGGAUACGACGGUUCAAAAGAGACUCUCAUAACCAAAGGCCAAGUACAAGAUCCACUUCUUGGGAUAGAAAAGCAGCAAAACGAGCGUGGACAAACCAGCUCAGAAGCAACGGCUUCUGGUGGCGAUCCAGCCGAACAUGCUGUGGAUAGAUGUGCAGACGUAUUGAAGACGUUGUACAUGACAACAGACUCGUGGACCAAUCACUAGCCCAAGAGCCAUUCCUUCAUUUGACGGUGUCAGGGAUCACUGAGCAGUAUAUUGAGGAGUAUGUGAGAACAUUUCAUCCAGAGGAACCUGCUCAG
Messenger RNA from Acanthaster planci (crown-of-thorns starfish), 1514 nucleotides. Its product is annotated as NLR family CARD domain-containing protein 4-like. The record is from RefSeq and is a predicted model, not a curated record. Gene Ontology annotation, molecular function: protein binding. Lineage: Eukaryota; Metazoa; Echinodermata; Asteroidea; Valvatida; Acanthasteridae.